UUCUGGUUAAAUAUUCAAAAUGGCGGAUGGAGGAGCAGCGAGUCAACAUGAGAGUUCGGGACCAGAGUCAAGAAUGAGUAAUCCGUCAGAAACGAGUAAAGGUGCAAUGGAGACUGGGAAUGGCAACACAGGUGCCCAAACAAAUGGACUGGACUUUCAGAGACAAACUGUGCAGGCAACGAGCGCGAUCACCAACGCGCACACACAAGCCCUGCUGCAACAGUCUAAAACCGAGGAUUCGGGGGAGCCUGCGGCCUCCAGCCAGCAGGGGGCGCCGCCCCAGACACAGCUGAUGUUGACCGGGGGACAGAUCGCUGGACUGACCCUCACUCCAGCGCAGCAGCAGUUGUUGAUUCAGCAGGCCCAGGCUCAGCUCCUCGCUGCAGCCGUGCAGCACUCUGCCAACCAGCAGAACAACACCACAGGGGCCACCAUCUCUGCGUCAGCGGCUACGCCCAUCACCCAGAUCCCCCUCUCUCAGCCCAUCCAGAUCACGCCUGACCUGCAGCAGUUGCAGCAGCAGAACUUGAACCUGCAGCAGUUUGUGCUGGUGCAGCCGGGCCACCCCAUCGCCACUCAGCUGCAGCCCGCGCAUUUCAUCAUCUCUCAGACUCCACAGGGGCAGCAGAGUCUUCUGCAGGCCCAGAACCUGCUAACCCAACUACCUCAAAGCCAAGCCAACCUCCUGACUCAGCCAAGCAUCACCCUCACCACGCAGCCGGCGACGCCCACGCGCACGAUAGCUGCCACGCCCAUCCAGACACUUCCGCACAGCCAGACGACACCAAAGCGCAUCGACACCCCCAGUCUGGAGGAGCCCAGUGACCUGGAGGAGCUGGAGCAGUUCGCCAAGACCUUCAAACAGAGGCGCAUCAAACUGGGCUUCACUCAGGGGGACGUUGGCCUCGCCAUGGGCAAACUGUACGGAAACGACUUCAGCCAGACCACCAUCUCUCGCUUCGAGGCCCUGAACCUCAGCUUUAAGAACAUGUGCAAGCUCAAGCCCCUGCUGGAGAAGUGGCUCAAUGAUGCAGAGAAUCUGACGUCUGACCAGGCCAUGAGCAGCCCCUCGUCGCUGGGCUCCUCGGCCAUGGGGCUGGAAGGGCUCAACCGCCGCCGCAAGAAACGAACCAGCAUCGAGACCAACAUCAGAGUGGCCUUAGAGAAGAGCUUUCUGGAGCAGAACCAAAAACCUACCUCUGAGGAGAUCACCAUGAUCGCGGACCAGCUCAACAUGGAGAAGGAGGUGAUCCGCGUGUGGUUCUGCAACCGCCGGCAGAAGGAGAAGCGGAUCAACCCCCCCAGCAGCAGUGCCAACAGCACCCCCAUCAAAGCAAUCUUCUCCCCAACCACCCCCAUGAUCCCCAGCACGGCGAGCCUUGUGACCAGUAACACACCGACCACGUUGACUGUAAACCCCGUCCUGCCUCUCACCAGCACGGCCGUCACCAGCCUCGGCUUCACUGGCACGACCAUCGGGGCGAUGACCACCAACACGGCGUCGGUGAUCUCCAGCACGCCCAUGGCGACCUCGGUGGUGACCACGCCGUCUCUCAGCCCCUCCCCCUCGGUGCUGCACACCACGGGGGCGGAGUCUGGGGGCGGCACGGAGGGGGCGGUAGUGACGCAGGCUCCCACCUCGCUGGCCGCAACGCUGGGGGCGGGGCAGGUGAUGGUGACGGCCUCCGGGCUCUCCGCCGCCCUCCAGGGGGCCCAGCUGCCCCCCAGCGCCAGCCUGGCUGCCAUGGCGGCUGCAGCCGGACUCAGCCCCGGCCUCAUGGCCUCCUCGCAGUUCACUCCUGGUGGGGCCUUGCUGAGCCUGGCUCCUGGUGGUUUGGGCAGUGCCCUGAGUCCAGCCCUGAUGAGUAACAGCACCUUGGCCACCAUUCAAGGUGUGUGGAGCGCUCUGGCGUCGGGCGGCAUCACCUCUCUGGACGGCAGCGGGAACCUGCUGUUCGCCAGCACCAGUGCAGGGAGCACCCCCAACCUGGUGACCGCACCCCUGUUCCUGAACCCCCAGAACCUCUCCCUCCUGACCAGCAACCCGGUCAGCCUGGUGUCUGCGGGCGGGGCCGGCGGGGCGGGCGGGGCCCUCAACCUGCAGGUGACCUCUGCCGCCGUCGCCCACGGCGACACCCAUCACAGCGUGGUGACUUCCGCCCCCGUUCCCGCGACAACCAUCACCACCGCCUCCAAGGCCCAAUGAACUCACGGCCACGCCCACUCAUAUCCCCCCAUUAUCAUUUAUUUAAUCAUUUUUGCUGCCACCAAAAAGAAAAAAAACACUGAUAGAGGAUUUUUGUUCCUUAUUUCUUUUUCGUGUUUGUUUUGCGCCCCUAUCAACGCCCUUGACUUCAGACGAGGGCUGUGAUUGGAGGAGGGGUGCGGUUGGUUGUUUUUUUCUUUCCCCUGGUGUGACCGUUGGUGUGGUCGUGUGCACCAGUGGCUGGCAUCAUCUCCAGGGGACCAGGAGGAGUUUUUGCUUAGGUUAUCAGGUCCCCUGAGGCCGGCUUUGCUCCGAUCGGACCGGACCAGACCGGACCGGACCAGACAGUCCUGCCACUUUCAGACGAAAAAAAACCAACAAAAAAAACUUCAUUCUUUUGACUAUUUAAAAAUAUAUAUAUUUCUUCUUUUUAUUUUUAUUUUUUUUCCCAUUUCCUUUUCCUCUCCAGGACUGCCUCUUGAAACUAACUUAACUUAUUCUAACCAAAAAAGUGCGAUAAGACUUUUUAUCAACCGAGAUCUCUUAUUAACGAAGUUAAUAUUCACUAUCACAUGAUUGUUUUUUUUCUGUAGUUUUUAGUGUCUGUGAUAUUACUUUACUGACAGGUCUGUUGUCGAGGCCAUCACACUGUUUAUAUCAGACUUUGACUGAAACAGCACAGUGGGUUUCUGUGUGUGUUCUCUUCUGUUUUGGUCUUAAUUGCUGUAUCUGCGGACACACGCAUUUUAUUCUGUCUUUUCUGUUUUACGCCGGUGAGCGUUCGUAAAAACCUUCUCAGAGCGGUACUUAGCUUUAAGUUGGUGUAGCCCUGGUAACAAUUAUAACGAC
Conger conger (European conger) is the source of this 3055-nucleotide messenger RNA. It is a transcript of the gene pou2f1b, whose product is annotated as POU class 2 homeobox 1b. Gene Ontology annotation, biological process: regulation of transcription by RNA polymerase II. Bases 20 to 2206 code for a protein of 728 amino acids. Lineage: Eukaryota; Metazoa; Chordata; Actinopteri; Anguilliformes; Congridae. Gene Ontology annotation, molecular function: RNA polymerase II cis-regulatory region sequence-specific DNA binding; DNA-binding transcription factor activity, RNA polymerase II-specific. The record is from RefSeq and is a predicted model, not a curated record. Gene Ontology annotation, cellular component: nucleus. The transcript has 15 exons.